AUGAUCGAUAAUACAACAGUGGUUUCAACAGAUGCAAUUCCUUCGAAUGUUUUUCAUCGUUCACUUACCUAUGAACCCUUACAAGCUGUACGAGCAGAAGGCAACUAUAUUUAUCUUAAGGAUGGACGAAAGUUGCUUGAUGGUAGUAGUGGUGCUGCCGUAUCAAGCCUUGGUCAUGGUAAUAAGCGUGUCAUUGCAGCAAUUCUCGAUCAAUUGCAAACUGUUGACUAUGCAGCUGAAGAACUAGCUAGUGAAAUCACCAAAGAGACUGACAUGGCAAGAGUCAUAUUUGUCUCUGGUGGAUCUGAAGCCAUAGAAUCAGCGAUCAAACUUGCUAGACAGUAUCAUUUGGAAAACAAGCAACCUGAAAGAGUUAAUUUUAUUGCUCGUCAACAAAGUUAUCAUGGGAAUACACUUGGUGCACUAGGUCUAUGUAGUCACAAGCCACGUCGUGCUCCAUUUUUACCGUAUUUUCCAUCACAUUUUCGUCAUGUCUCACCUUGCUUUGCUUAUCACUAUAAGUUGUCCGACGAAUCUGAUGAAGCCUAUGUGAAGCGUUUGGCUGAUGAGCUGGAAGCCAAAUUUCAAGAACUUGGUCCUCACACGAUAGCAGCUUUUUUUGCUGAAACAAUUGUUGGUGCCACAAGCGGUUGCACUCCAGCAGUGCCCGGUUAUUUCAAGGCAAUGCGUGAAGUGUGUGAUCGACAUGGUGCUCUCUUUGUUCUCGAUGAGAUCAUGUGUGGCAUAGGUCGAACGGGUAAAAUGCACGCAUGGCAAUGGGAAGAUCUCUCAUCUCCACCUGAUAUUCAAGUCAUUGGAAAGGGACUUGGUGGUGGUUAUGCUCCUUUAGCAGCAGUUCUCAUGUCAACCAAAGUUGUCAAUGUCUUUCUUGCCGGAUCAGGUGCCUUCAUCAAUGGUUUUACCUAUCAGUCACAUGCCGUGGGAUGUAGAGCGGCUUUAGAAGUUCUCAACGUGAUGAAAGAAGAUGGAUUGAUUGAACAAUGUUAUCAACGUGGACUCUUUUUAGAAAAGUUACUUAAGGAACAGUUGGGCAAUCAUGCACAUGUUGGUGAUAUUCGGUAA
This is a messenger RNA of Rotaria sp. Silwood1, 1083 nucleotides long. The record is from the annotation of a GenBank genome assembly. Lineage: Eukaryota; Metazoa; Rotifera; Eurotatoria; Philodinida; Philodinidae.